AUGUUCGCGCUCAUCGCCUCACUGCCGCUUGCCGCGCAGCCUCGCACCUGCUGGGAGAUGAAGCCCGGCUACAAUGCCAUCUCGCGCCUCGUGGCGGCGCCCGGCAAAGAGCGGCGGCCCGACAUCUUCUUUUUCGGAGAGACGGGCUCGGCGGACGCCUGCCGCGGCGCGUGCGAGGCGGAGGGGCCGGGCUGCGCCGCAUUCGCCUGGAUGGGCCCCGGCAAGCGCGGCGUCUUCGGAGGCGCCGACAAGUGGGCGCGUGGGUGCUACGGCCGCGGCGCCUCCACGCGAACCAUGGUGCCAGACAAGGAGCGCGUGAGCGGCGUCAAGGCGAGGCCGGUGUACGGGCUCGAGGCGCUGCUCGGCGACGUCGACCCCGACUCGGUCCAGCAGCAGCCGCGGCACGCGUGCCAAGCCCCGCCGUUUGCAAGCCCGUGUCACGAACCCUUGUCAGCGGCUCCGGGUGCCGCGCCUGUCGCCGGCGCCAGCGCCGACGCCGAUACCGACUCCCGUGCCGGCGUGCCGCUCAAGACCAUCAACGCCGUCGUCGACCAAGUCAACAGCGGCAAGAUGACCUUCGACGAUUGCGUCGCCAAGCUGAGCAGCCUCGGUGCGGCGGCCGCCGCACAGCAGCAAGCGGCGCAAGCGGCGCAGCAGCAGCGCGGCUUCGCACGCGGUGAGUCUGUUGUCAGCCGCCGCCAGGCCGCCGCCGCCACGGCUGCCGCUUCUGAGCCGGCGUUGCAGCGCGAAGUCGAGCUCAAGCAGAAGCUUGCGGAGUUGCAGGCCAAGGAGGCGGACCCAGCGACAGGCCACAGCGCACAUGGGCGGGUCUGA
Emiliania huxleyi CCMP1516 is the source of this 834-nucleotide messenger RNA. RefSeq lists its product as hypothetical. NCBI's taxonomy places the organism in Eukaryota, Haptophyta, Isochrysidales, Noelaerhabdaceae. The transcript has 7 exons. The record is from RefSeq and is a predicted model, not a curated record. The coding region runs from base 1 to 834 and encodes 277 amino acids.